Grammomys surdaster is the source of this 658-nucleotide messenger RNA. RefSeq names its product transcription factor 24 (gene Tcf24). The transcript is spliced from 3 exons. Gene Ontology annotation, molecular function: protein dimerization activity; RNA polymerase II transcription regulatory region sequence-specific DNA binding; DNA-binding transcription factor activity, RNA polymerase II-specific. Lineage: Eukaryota; Metazoa; Chordata; Mammalia; Rodentia; Muridae. The record is from RefSeq and is a predicted model, not a curated record. The coding region runs from base 75 to 587 and encodes 170 amino acids. Gene Ontology annotation, biological process: regulation of transcription by RNA polymerase II; developmental process.
CUGCCUAGCCUUGCUCAGCCGAGCCCCGCACGGCUGCUGCGGGGAAAGUGCACGCCGCGGGAACUGGAGCCGCCAUGGAGCGCGGCCGUCCCGCCAGCAGCCCACGCAGAUCAGAGUCCCCCCUGCUGGCCGCCGCCACCGCCACCGCUGCCCGCGACUCGAGCCCCGGACGGACCGGGGCCGGGCCAGUAAGCUCCGGCGCGGUCGCGGCGCGCUCCGGGGGUGGCCGUCCAGCCGCUGCUAACGCCGCGCGGGAGCGCAGCCGGGUGCAAACUCUGCGGCACGCCUUCCUGGAGCUGCAGCGCACGCUGCCGUCGGUGCCGCCGGACACCAAGCUGUCCAAGCUGGACGUGCUGCUGCUGGCCACCACCUACAUCGCCCACCUCACCCGCAGCCUGCAGGACGACACCGAAGCUCCGGGAGACCCCAGUCUGGGCGCCUUGCGAGGUGACGGCUAUCUGCACCCAGUUAAGAAGUGGCCCAUGCGAUCAAGACUGUAUAUUGGUGCAACUGGUCAGUUUCUGAAGCAUUCUGUCUCUGGAGAAAAGGCAAACCAUAACAACGUUCCAACGUCCUCACAGCCCUAGGCUGUCUGGUGGGCUCUGCCAGAGGGGUAUCUACUAUUUUUAAAGACUGUGAAAUAAUUGUAUUUAUUGCA